Messenger RNA from Tarenaya hassleriana, 1673 nucleotides. RefSeq names its product carbon catabolite repressor protein 4 homolog 4. Gene Ontology annotation, molecular function: poly(A)-specific ribonuclease activity. The record is from RefSeq and is a predicted model, not a curated record. The coding region runs from base 320 to 1459 and encodes 379 amino acids. NCBI's taxonomy places the organism in Eukaryota, Viridiplantae, Streptophyta, Magnoliopsida, Brassicales, Cleomaceae. The transcript is spliced from 9 exons.
AUUUUCGUUCCCAGGAGAAAUCUGUUUGGUUGGCGAGAAAUUGCCCGUCUUUUCGUUUUCUCCGACAAGGAGUUGUGUUCCAUCUGUAUUUGAUUGGAUUUCCCCGUGUCAUUAUUUGAACUUUAUGGGUAAUUCACAGCGACGGCUUCAACAGAACAAGCUGUUAAUGUUCCAUCUGUAUAGGAAAUUGCAUCCGGACCUAACCUAGUGACUAUUGCAAUCCAUCAUUUCGGUAAUAAAAUUUGGAUUAGGUUAUGUAUAUUCUGUCUAAUCUCCGGUUAUCAGUGUCCGUAUUUGCAGGAGGAUUCUGUCGGCGAGAAUGAGCACGAAGCCUGUGGAACCAAAAUCUCCCAACUUUAUAUCUGUAGAAGGGGCUGAUAUUCAUGCCCGAAGUAAACCUGAUGGCAUCAGAUUCCGCCUUGUCUCUUAUAACAUAUUAGCUCAGGUUUAUGUGAAAAGCUCCUUCUUCCCUCACUCUCCAUCAGCUUGUCUCAAGUGGAAAGCUCGUUCACAGGCCAUUCUCACCGUUCUCAGAAAUCUUAAAGCCGAUUUCCUGUGCCUUCAGGAAGUAGAUGAAUAUGAUAGCUUUUACAAAAGAAACAUGGAGUCGCAGGGCUAUUCUGGCAUUUAUAUUCAGAGGAGUGGGAAUAAACGUGACGGUUGUGCAAUCUUUUACAAGGAUAGCUGCGCAGAAUUGGUUACCGAAGAACGGAUAGAAUAUAACGAUCUUGUGGAUUCAAUAAAAGAGGAAAGCAUUCCUACCAGUUGGCAGAAGAAAAAUGAGACAGCCGGUGAAACAAUAGACACUGAGAAAGAGAAGAACGGUACUCUGUCUUUUCAGGGAAAAUCAUUCCCUUGUAAGCUUCAAGACCGUGGUGACCCUAACGAUCCGAGAGUGAGACUGAAACGCGACUGUGUUGGGCUAAUGGCUGCAUUCAGGAUCAAAGAACCGUUUCAUCAUAUCGUUAUCGUGGCAAACACACAUCUUUACUGGGAUCCAGAAUGGGCUGAUGUCAAGCUAGCUCAGGCCAGUUAUCUCUUAUCUCGGUUAGCUCGGUUCAAGGAAAUGGUAUCGGAUAAAUAUGAAUGCACUCCGUCAUUGCUACUGGCUGGCGACUUUAAUUCAACGCCCGGGGAUAAGGUUUACCAGUACCUUGUCUCGGGCAAUGUCUCUGCAAUGGAGCCGGUAAAUUCUGAGGAAGAAGAAGAAGAAGCUCCGAUUCCUCUGUGCAGUAUGAAUGCAGUGACAAGAGGAGAACCUCCAUUCACAAACUGCACACCUGACUUCACAGACACACUUGAUUACAUCUUCUUCACGCCUUCCGAUUUCAUCAAGCCUGUAAGUAUUCUCGAGCUACCCGAGCCCGAAUCCCCCGAUAUCCUCGGUUUCUUACCGAAUUUCCAUCACCCAAGCGAUCAUUUACCCAUCGGGGCCGAGUUCGAGAUUACCCGAGAAUAGAGGAAGUGGCAGUGAAUGAGUUGUGGAGAGAAUGUGAUGGUAAGGAAAAACGGUAAAGACAGAGGAAACCAGCCUCAGAUUUGUCCGAACAAUACAUAUUCGUUCAUGUCUUUUUGGUGUUUCUUUCUAUAGACUAGUUUUUGUUUCAUCUUAGUGAGAGUAUACGAAUAUUCAGUUAUUGAAUAAGAAGAUAUUAUUUCAUGCUUUUUUUUUA